AUGAUCGCUAUCGCUGGGACACUAGGGACUGGAUUGUUUUUGGGAACUGGGAGCAGUCUCAUUAACGGUGGACCGGUGGGGAUGUGGCUAGGUUAUACUUUCAUGGGAUUGUUAGUCGGUUCUAUGAUGAUGUGUCUCGGUGAGAUGAUGUGCUUUGCGCCGAACGUUGGAGGGUUCAUCGCCAUGGGUACCCAAUACAUCGACCCAGCCGCUGGAUUCAUGCUUGGUAUUUCUUGCGUCAUUGGUACUGGUCUCACUGUCGCUUCGGAGCCUACUGCUAUCGGAAUCUUGGCUACCUUCUGGGAUAAGAACACAUCACAUGUGUAUAUCUACUUGAUUGCCACACUGGCGCUCAUGAUCAUCAUGAACAUUGUUGGAGUCAAGUAUUUUGGAGAGAUUGAAUUCGCAUUUGCCAUCCUCAAGAUCGCUCUCAUCAUCGGCCUCAUUAUCUUCGGCCUGAUCGCCGAUCUAGGUGGUAUCCCUCCCAAGCACGAGUACAUCGGCGGCAGAUACUGGCGUGAUGAGCCAUUCAACGAUUCCUUUCUCGACUUGACUCCCGUGUCCAAAGCUCGCUUCAUUGGGUUCUGGUCCGUAUUCACUUCAGCGGCCUUUAGCUAUGCCGGUAUUGAAACUCUGGCGAUUUUAGCCGGAGAGGCUUACAACCCCAGAAAGACUAUGCUGGUUGCCGUUCGGACUGUCUUCUAUCGUAUCGUCGGCAUCUACGUCCUCAGUACCCUCAUCAUCGGCCUCGUCAUCAGCCAACACUCUGAGGAUCUCACAAACGGCGUGAAUGAUGGUGACGGGACGGCGGCCGCUUCGCCAUUCGUGAUAGUCUGCAAACAGAUGGGUGUCAAGGCUCUUCCCUCUAUCGUCAACGCUGUGGUCAUCACUUCCGCACUCUCGGCAGGCAACGAAAACUUUUAUGGAUGCUCGAGAGCGCUCAUGUCGCUUGCCCGACAAGGUUCAUUACCAAAAUUCUUCCUGCGCACCACCGAAAAUGGUAUCCCCUACUUUGGGGUUCUUGUAGCUACAGCUUUCGGCCUCUUGUGCUUCUUGAGCGUCUCCAAUGGUUCCAAUCAGGCAUUCACCUGGCUUAGUAACCUCACCGCUCUCAAUGGUCUUAUCACCUGGAUCACGAUAUGUGCAGCAUAUGUUCGCUUUUACCAUGCUAUGAAGGCUCAAGGGAUCGACAGGAAGAAACUACCCUUUGUUGGAUGGUUCCAGCCCUACCUCGCCUACGUGUGCAUCUUCUUCUUCACCACCAUCCUCAUCUUCAGCGGUUUCUCAGUCUUCAUCGGGGGCUUUGACUCUGUCAACUUUGUCGCGAGCUAUAUCACGAUCCCGUUCAUGACCCUGGUGUACGUCGGAUAUAAAUUCUGGCGCAGGACCAAAUACAUCCCGCUGGACGAGGUAGAUCUGAGUAUCGGGCCGGCAGAAGCUCUUCGGGGCACUCGAUAUGAUCUGCUCAGUCACGGACAGACUUUCGUUCAUGCUGAGGAGGAUGAGAAGAAAUAUUGA
Cryptococcus amylolentus CBS 6039 is the source of this 1518-nucleotide messenger RNA. RefSeq lists its product as hypothetical. NCBI's taxonomy places the organism in Eukaryota, Fungi, Basidiomycota, Tremellomycetes, Tremellales, Cryptococcaceae. Gene Ontology annotation, cellular component: membrane. The record is from RefSeq and is a predicted model, not a curated record. The transcript is spliced from 11 exons. Gene Ontology annotation, biological process: amino acid transmembrane transport. Gene Ontology annotation, molecular function: amino acid transmembrane transporter activity. The coding region runs from base 1 to 1518 and encodes 505 amino acids.